UGCAAGUGCAACUGAUUAAUUUGUCAAUUAUUGAACAGCUAAUAAGGAAUUUCUUAACUUUUAGCUUUUGCCUUUGGCCAAUUUUAUUAUUUUUCUGGUCAUUAUUAAAGCAAGGGUGAUACAGUAGCUAACUAGCUAACGUUAUUUAACUAGCUACAAAUGCAAAUUUUUCAAAAUGAAUAUGAAAUAUCCAAACCUAUAGUAGCUAGUUAACUUCUAGCUAACUUUGGAUAACAUUAUUUUUGCAUGUAAUGAGUGCUUGUCAUGUCAAUGAUGGAUAACAAUUCAACAACAACGUUGAGUAUUGAAAAUGUCCAGAUUAAUGGUCUAUGUGAAAAAUGUUAACCUGUAUGUAUGGUUUCCGUAGAUUGAACCAACCGGUUCAUGACAUUACAGCGCAGUCAGUCAUGUCCAGACUACAUCACCUGUAUGGCCUGUUGAGGUACCUAAUGAUGUUACUCAGUGGCAUCAUAUUUUUCCCCCACGGGACACCAUCUUCAAUCAGAAGGUCCUACAAUCUAGUCAUUCUAACUCUAUGGUCCAUCUCUUCCCCCCUCCAGGUGAGUGGCCUUGUGCUGUUUGGCCUAGGCGUGUGGAUCAGGUACGGGGCGGCCACCUUUGUCCAGGUGAUGGGUUCUUUCUCGGCACAGCUGGUGACCAUCAGCUAUGUGUGUAUGUGCCUGGGGGCCAUCCUGUCUCUGCUGGGGUUCAUUGGCUGCUACGGGGCCUGGAGCGAGAACCGCUGCCUCAUCAUGCUGUAUUUCUUCAUCGUGUCAAUGAUGUUUACAGCUGAGGUUACUGGGGUUAUUUUCAUCUUGGUGUACAAAGAUCUGGUAAGCACAGACGAUCCACUCUCACGCCCUCACUGGCUCAACUGUAACUAUGAUAAUGUACAAAACACAGAUUAUCCACUCACCCUCACUGUUUAAACUGUAAAGAAGAUGCCAUACAAAGCACAUAUGAUCCACUCACACCCUCACUGUCUAAACUGCWAAAUAAAUACUGUAUAAAGCGCAGACAAUCCACAUUGACCCUAUCCUCACUGUCUAAACUGCAACAAAGAUACUGUAUAAAGCACAGAUGAUCUACUCACUCUCACUGUCUAAACUGCAACAAAGAAACUGUACAAAGCACAGAUGAUUCACGCACAGCCUUACUGUCUGAACUGCUACAAAGAUGCUGUAAAGUUUUCUUGGCGUGAUUAACAGUCAAGCACUGGGGUAAAUGAUUGG
Messenger RNA from Salvelinus sp. IW2-2015, 1232 nucleotides. Its product is annotated as tetraspanin-1. The record is from RefSeq and is a predicted model, not a curated record. Lineage: Eukaryota; Metazoa; Chordata; Actinopteri; Salmoniformes; Salmonidae. Gene Ontology annotation, cellular component: plasma membrane.